AUGGCACUCGUAUGUAUUGAAGACAGUGAUCCUUGGUUCAGGGAAUACGAUGCCUGUGAGAAACUUUCCAUGGAAAUCAUGGAACAACUUAUAGCUCGCAAUAAGCAUCCAAAGUCUUCACAAAUAUAUCUCACUUUAUCUGCAAAUAUACGAAUUCGUCUAAGACAGUACAAUCAUGAAGUUCAAGAACUUAAGAAUAAAGUGGAUAGUGCAUUAAGAUCUAAAACUAUGUAUCCUUUCAUCAUUUUAUUUUAUUUAGUUAUCAAAUUUACUCAAAUAGAGAUAUUGCAAAGUAGAGAUGUAAAAUUGCAAGAGUUACAAGCAUUUACAAAUAAUUUUGCAUCUUCUCGUUCAAAAUUAUUAACAUCAGAAACAUCAGCCUUUGCAGAUGGAGGUACAAACUCUUUGACAACUGAUGAUGAUGAUGAUAAACCUUUAGAUACACAAAUAUCUGUUGCUGAUCUUAUAACUAAAAAAGAAAGAGUUCUACAAGAACAAGAUAAAGGUUUGGAAGAGUUAAGUAAAGCUAUUGCAAGGCAAAAAGAAAUUGGUAAAACUAUCAGUAAUGAAUUAAAUCAUCAGAAUGAAAUAAUAGAUGGUAUAUCCAACCAUGGGGAUACAAUAGAUGAAACAUUAAUUAACACAACACGUAACAUACAAACAAUUAGUUACAAAAAUCAAAUAUGUGGCUACUGGAUAGUAAUAAUUUUUCUUUUUAUUUGUAUUAUCACAGUCCCCUAUCUUUAA
This is a messenger RNA of Habropoda laboriosa, 747 nucleotides long. RefSeq names its product syntaxin-8 (gene Syx8). Gene Ontology annotation, cellular component: SNARE complex; endomembrane system. Gene Ontology annotation, molecular function: SNARE binding; SNAP receptor activity. Gene Ontology annotation, biological process: vesicle fusion; intracellular protein transport. Lineage: Eukaryota; Metazoa; Arthropoda; Insecta; Hymenoptera; Apidae. Bases 1 to 747 code for a protein of 248 amino acids. The record is from RefSeq and is a predicted model, not a curated record. The transcript has 4 exons.